Messenger RNA from Peromyscus californicus insignis, 8122 nucleotides. RefSeq names its product pre-mRNA processing factor 18 (gene Prpf18). Lineage: Eukaryota; Metazoa; Chordata; Mammalia; Rodentia; Cricetidae. Gene Ontology annotation, biological process: generation of catalytic spliceosome for second transesterification step; RNA splicing. Bases 131 to 1186 code for a protein of 351 amino acids. The record is from RefSeq and is a predicted model, not a curated record. Gene Ontology annotation, cellular component: U2-type post-spliceosomal complex; U5 snRNP; U4/U6 x U5 tri-snRNP complex. The transcript is spliced from 11 exons.
AAGCGGCCCGAGCAGUUGUUGUCCUCUGAUAUUUGGGCUCCGGUUGUGCGGCGGUUCGUCCCGCCUGGCGGGGUGAGGUUACCGCCGAGGAGCUGGAGCGGCAAGGUGGAGCUUAGACACUGGCAGCGAGAUGGACAUCCUGAAGUCGGAGAUUCUGCGGAAGCGGCAGCUGGUGGAGGACAGGAACCUGCUGGUGGAAAAUAAAAAAUAUUUCAAGCGGAGUGAACUUGCAAAAAAAGAAGAGGAAGCAUAUUUUGAAAGAUGUGGCUACAAGCCUAUAAAUGAGAAGCCAUCUGGAGAGAUACAGCCAAAAGAGGAUGACCAGAAGCCACUAACGUCAUCAAAUCCAGUGUUGGAACUUGAACUGGCAGAGGAAAAACUUCCCAUGACUCUUUCUAGGCAAGAGGUCAUCAGAAGACUGAGAGAAAGAGGAGAACCAAUUCGACUCUUUGGAGAAACCGAUUAUGACGCUUUCCAGCGUUUAAGAAAAAUAGAGAUUCUUACACCAGAAGUUAACAAGGGCUUAAGGAAUGAUCUGAAAGCAGCUUUGGAUAAGAUUGACCAGCAGUACUUGAAUGAAAUUGUGGGUGGUCAGGAACCUGGAGAGGAGGACACACAGAAUGACUUGAAAGUUCAUGAGGAAAACACCACCAUUGAAGAGCUAGAGGCACUGGGGGAAUCCUUAGGGAAAGGUGACGAUCAUAAGGACAUGGACAUCAUCACCAAGUUCCUGAAGUUUCUUCUUGGCGUUUGGGCUAAAGAAUUGAACGCCAGAGAGGAUUAUGUGAAACGCAGCGUGCAGGGCAAACUGAACAGUGCUACGCAGAAGCAGACCGAGUCCUACCUCAGACCACUUUUCAGAAAGCUCCGGAAAAGGAAUCUUCCUGCUGAUAUUAAAGAAUCAAUAACAGAUAUUAUUAAAUUCAUGUUACAGAGAGAAUAUGUGAAGGCGAAUGAUGCGUACCUUCAGAUGGCCAUUGGAAAUGCUCCCUGGCCUAUUGGUGUCACUAUGGUUGGCAUCCAUGCCAGAACUGGCAGGGAAAAGAUUUUUUCCAAGCAUGUUGCACAUGUUUUAAAUGAUGAAACCCAGCGGAAAUACAUUCAGGGACUGAAGAGGUUAAUGACGAUUUGCCAAAAGCACUUUCCUACGGAUCCAUCAAAAUGUGUGGAGUACAAUGCACUGUGAGAUCUGUGUACGGAUGGACAUAACAAGAAGCCUCAGCAAGCAGCAUGUGGACUUCUGGCCUUAGCACAGCAGCAAAGGAAGAGUUCCAUCGCAGAGUUCCAUCGGAUGCACUUCUUGUUGGGUUUAAGAACUGGGUUGACUUUCAUAUGGUAUUGGAUUGCAAACAAGUUUUUGUGUGUUGUUCUCAUUUUAAUCAGUUGAAAAAUUAAGUCCUAAAGCUGUUAUCCAUAGUGUAGACAGAUGUGUAGACAACAGCAGGAAGGGGGUUUGAGGUGACCUUUCUCCCCAAGACCCAAAAUGUGUCAUUAGAUAACUAGAAACAUUUGAGGGCAGGUUUAAAUUUUCUAUAAAUUAUCAUGAUUUGCACAUUUUUUCUCUUAUGUGGUAUUUAUAGAAAAUAUUUUUUGUAUUUCAGCAAAAGUGUGGGACCAUUAAAUGUUCCUUUACAGUUCUUAAAAGUUUUUUGGAGCCGGGCAGUGGUGGCGCACGCCUUUAAUCCCAGCACUCGGGAGGCAGAGCCAGGUGGAUCUCUGUGAGUUCGAGGCCAGCCUGGGCUACCAAGUGAGUUCCAGGAAAGGCGCAAAGCUACACAGAGAAACCCUGUCUCGAAAAACAAAAAAAAACAACAAAAAAAAGUUUUUUGGAAUUUUGCCACCUUACAGUAGGAUGUAAAUGUUACUGUUAAGUGUUAUUUUUCUUGUGUUUCAGACUUGCUUUGGUUCUAAGUGGAGCACAUCUUAGUAUUUGUCGUAUUUCUGGACAGAUAGAAUUGAUAGAAGGUUGAAAAGCGUAAGUUUACAUUAGUGCAUCUAGGUUAGGGUGAGGAAAUGGGCAUUGGAGCCAGCUGAGUGGCAGCCUCAUGAUGGGGAUGCUGAAGAGGGCGGAGUCCUGGCUUCACUGUGCCACACUCAGUCCUCACUCUGGUCUCACAGUGUUGCUCUUUGACAUUGGGACCACUCACUGCUGCAGUGUUGAGAGGAUCGGGUUGUUCCGUGACAAGCUGAAUGGUUGUGUCAGAGAAGCAGGAGUGGGUGGGCCCUCAGGACUGGCAGUUCCUCGGCUCCGUGCACUAACAGGACAGCGGUGGACAAGCUCCGUGCACUAACAGGACAGCGGUGGACAAGCUCUGUGCACUAACAGAACAGCGGUGGACAAGUGGUUUCACCUUGCAGGGCUUUGGCUUCCUUAGCUGACGUUGAUGAUAAGAGUACACACCUCGUGUUGUUAUUGUGUAAGUAAAAUGCUGAGCCCGCUGCCUGGUAGAGGACAAAAGAUCAUUAUUAUUGCUUGGCAUGCAUUCUUAUUACGUGUAGACCUAGGGCCUUUAUGGGCCCUGCCCUGUGGCUACAGUGGGAUAGUAUGUACUUGUGCAAUAACAACAAUAAUGACUGUAUUAUCAGCAAUAGUAGUAAACGAUGGAAUCAUUAAGUUUUUCCUGUCUUUACUUGCAUCCAGGUCCAAAUUUAGAAGUGCAGAGAAUGGGAGCCUGAGGUUGCUAGAGGUGGCUUGGUGUCACAGUUGCUUAUUCUGGUCCCUCUUGAGAAGGAGUGAAGGCCACUUUUGGCUACUUGAGAUCCAAGGCUGUGCAGAGAUAGGACAGUCUCUGGCAGUUAUUGCAGGGAGGCGUUCCUCUCACUGCCAAGUCUUUUCCUAUGAUUAAAUUAGGUAGAGCUUUGGGGGAUUUAUUUGACAAAUGAGAAACUUUCAUGAGAUGUGCAGCAAAUCCCUAUCUGUGACAUGUGGUUUUGUUAUAAAGGUCUUGUUUAGAAAUAUUACUGGAUAAUGCCCAGAUCACUUAUUCUUCAGCCACUGUCAGGUCACAGCAUGGUAAGUGAUUUUAUGUUGUCUUCCUUUCUGUUGUUAAUAUUCCACAUGAAGAAGAAACUAUAUCAUGUGACUUCAGUACUUCCUAAAAUUGGCCAGUGGAGGCUGGGUUUUUUUUUUUUUUUUUUUUUUUUUUUUUGUGUGUGUGUAUGUGUGUGUGGGGUGUGUGUGUGGUGUGUGUGUGUAAGGAGUGUUAUCUGUGACUUUAGCCAUUCUGAGUUUGAGUGGAGGGAAGCUUGUUCAAAUAUGUGGCUCUCUCAGGACAGUUUUCAUGUCUGAAAUUAAAGAAGUGAUAUAGAAACUCCUGGGAUAUGUAGAAAAAUGAUCUUUUAUUCAAGUCUUGGAAAUUUUACUUCUGCAUAUACUAUAUAUUUUUGUUUCAAUUUUUUAAAACAAUAAAUAUAUACUUUUCCUUUUAAACAGUCACAGUUCUAAUUAGCUAUAUCCCUUCCUGCCUUCGCAUCCUUCCAUCCACAAGAACUGGGAUUUUCUGUAUUCAGACUUAAUAAACAACUUCUUUCCUUCAGAUAUAAAUGCAGGUGCUCCUUGAUUGGAUGCAGGAUUAGUCCUGAUCAUAUAGGUGAACACACAGUACAUUGAAAAUGCAUUUAAUACCCCUACUUAAUUAGCUUGACCUAAACUGUCUUAAAUGUGUUCAGAACACUUACAUUAGCCUGUGGAUAGGUAAAGCCAUCCAUCACAGAGCCUAUUUUUAUACUAAAGCAUUGAAGUUCAUGUACUAUUUUGAAUGUUGUAUGCUGCUAUAGAUUAGUGUCAGUCAUUUUCUCUGAAGAUCAAGUUUGAGGGAACAUUGUGGAGGGACCACUUCCCAGCAUCAGGAGAGGAUUACACUGUGUGUGGCUAGCCGAGGAAGAGACCCCCAAGUUAAUGGUCCCGAGUACAGUUUCUGCUGAGUGCUUUCUGCUCUCAUACGGUGUGAGGUGAGAACUUGUAAUUGGAGAGCAUCUCAUUUCCUAGGAGGGUCACUGUCCACUGACAGGGCUUUUGAUCACUGUCACAGCCUAUGGAGGCUUUCAGUGUUUGCGGGCUGGGGACUAAGGAGAUAAAGCAGGGGCCUUGUCUAGAUAUUGUAAGAGGAAGGGUAAGGUCCUGGGAGAGCAGAACAAGGCAGGCAGUGGUCACUAACAGAACUGGAGGAUCUGUUGUGGACCUGCAAGGACUGGGAAGUAGGGGCGGUAGUGGUAGGACUUGUAGUUUGAAGCCCUUCCUUCUGGUACGUUUUAACCUAGUUCAGUACUUUAACCACUCUGGAGUGUGCCCCCAGUAAAUCAUUCCGGAAUGCAAACCUUUGUUACUGCUGUUGAAAAGGAAUUCUGGAAAUACACAGCUUGGGAAAGAUGAGAAAUGUUUCCUCCGUCUUUGUGGGCUUUGGAUUUGGGCAUUCCUGUCUACUUCGUUUCGAGGCCCACAGUGAAAGGUUUCUCACCACAGAAGGGAGGCCUGAAUGAAAGAGAAUCUUGAGUUGAGCUUUAAGUUUCUUUUGUCUGGCAUCUUGAGCGGAUAACUUAAUGGAUUGUACCUCCUCCCUGCUGCGGUCUUCUCCCAUGAAGCCCCUGAAAGCAUAACUUUAUCCUCUAGAAAUUUAUGCUAUGGCGUCAUUUUGAGAAUCUUGAGCUGGAAAGCACUUUCUCACGGUGUGUUGAUGGAAGCGUUUCCAGCUGUCCAGAGAGCCGGGGCCAGCACAAGUCUCCAGAGGGUCACUUUGGGAAACUGCUAUAGUAACCGGUUUUCAUCACAGACUCUGCAGUUGCACUGACUAAAUUUUAACCACUGGAACUUUAGUGGUUCAAUAGCCUAAAGUCUUUUGAAAUUUUAAAAGCAAGUUCUGGUGGUAUGGGAUAACUAGGGAGUGCUAUGUGGCUGGCUAGCAGCGACAGCUGUGUGUGAGCUAACCACAGCCAAGAUUUUGGAGUUGUGCUCAUUACAAAAAAAAAGGUUUAUACAUUGGCCAAAAUAGUUUACUAUUAAAAUAUUGACUAUUUGUGUAUUUUCCACACUUUAAACUGGGGUAUUUUACACAGCGUGCUUGAACUAAUCCGUGCCCUGCCGAUGACGGCUGUAUUUUAACUAGGCCACUUCUCUUUGUGUAGUUUCUUUCUUGUCCCUAAGCCCUGCUCUGAAAUACUGUCAGCCGCCUUUGUCCCCCCCUCAGUGGCCAAGCUUAGUGCAUACCUUCACGCAGAGGAGAGCAGCAGCUCCGGAGUUUGCAUUUUCUUUUGGGGGGGGGGGGAUGUUAUUUGGUGAUCUCAGCCUCAUUCACCAAGUUUCCUGCAUGGCAGCUCAGUCGUUCCCACAGGCUUGCAGCUGCAGUUUUACAACCUGCCAGAACCAAAUUGCCUUUGCACUUCAGAGCUCUUCUUUGAAGGCUUAGAAAACGUUAUGACCUACAACUAUUACAGCUUGGGCUUGGCUGAGACUUUCUGUCCUGUGAAGGAGUUGAAAUUGUAGAUUGGAGUGUUUCUGACGCCUCCAGACCCAGCAUCACAUAGACACCCUUACAGAGGACUGGAACAAGCUCUGCCUGGCCAUGUCUGAGGCAAUAUGUGUUCCUAUUCUGGAUUUUGUUUUUUGGUGUUUUGUUGAUGGUGGUGGUGUUUGGGUGUGUGUGGUGAUUGGUGGUGGGUAUGUGUGUGUGCACACGUGAAGAUCUCAGAAGACAACUUCUGUCAGUCCUUAUCUUCCACCUUAUUGAGACAGUAGGAUCUCUAGUUUUGCCCGUGCGUGCUCUAGGGUGGCUGGUACAGCAGGCUCUGGGGGUUCUUCUCCCUCUCCAUCCUCUUGUAGGAGUGCUGUAAUUGCUGGCGUUACUGUAUGUCCAGCUUCUGUGUGGAUUUUAGGAAGUCAGACUCAGGUCCUCAGGAUUGUGCAUCAAGUACUUUUACCGACUGACCCAUCUCUCUAGCCCUGGUGUUUCUGGAGUAACAUAUGCUGAUUGUGGCCCUCUCAGCUUAUUAAUACAUUGUGAAAACUACUAAUAAAAGGAAGCAUCAGCUGAUUUAAGGAAGGAAACAGCUUGUUGGGUGAACUUAGAACAAAAGGAGUUUGCUCCUCUUUAAUACACAAGUAACACUUGGCUCUUAGGGUUGAUAUGAAAUUUAGCAGAUUAUAAAGCGUUGAGUACUUUGUUAAGUCUCAGGUAAGUUAGAUUUGCUUGGUUUUGUAUUUGUGUGUUUUCCUAAUUCGGAGAUCAUAUUCUUUGCUUGAUUUCCUAUGUUUGACUUGUUCAGUGAAAGUUUAGGUUUCUAGUAUUCACUCUUUUAUAUAGUUGUGAUUUAUGGGAGUUGUUCCAUUUUGCAUGAACUCUUAUGUAUGCAUUUCCUGGUGAAUAUAAAUUUCUAUAGAGACUAUACCAAGGUCAAUGUAAGGUAUUUAUACUAGUGUAUACUCCUGCUUUUGGGAUUUUGAGAGUUUAGUUUCUCUACAUCUGUUCACAUUUGAAAUGUCUUCUGUAACUUUCAUUUUAGCAUAGUGUUACACGGUGGAUUUAACUUGCCUUUGCCCAGUGAGUAACUCAGUUGAGUACCUCUUUCCUGCAUUUAAAGGCCCUUUAUACAAUCCCUUUUAUGAAGACCCUUACCAAGACUGACUUCAUGUCAUGUCUAAGACAUUCUCUUAGGCAUAGGUGUGGUGAGGCUGACUGUUGUGCUAAAUAAUUGUUAAUGGGAAAGACCUAAUCUUGUGACCAGCUUGGAUAUUGAUAUAAUCUUUUCAGCUAUCUUUGUGUGAUAGACCCUAUAAAAAUCAAGUCAUAUGUCAUUCUUUUAAAAACAUUUAUAAAAGAUUUAUUUUUAUGUUCAUAUUUUGCUAACAUGUAUGUAAGCAUACUACAUUUGGACAGUGCCUCUGGAAGUCAGAAUCCCAUAGAAGUGGAGUGACAGGUGGUGUGAGCUGCCAUGAGUGCUAGGAACUGAAUCUGGGCCCUGUGUAAGAGUAAGUAGCAAGUGCUCUUAGCCACUGGUUCAUCCCCAGCCCAGUAUGUCAGCUUGAAUGUCACCUUUUUCUCUAGUUUAAUGGUGGCAUUCCUGAGAGCAUAGGAUUUGAGGGAAGAGAGAAUUGUGUGUGAAAGUUUGUAUUUUCUGUAAAAUCAUGGUGUUUUAUUAUUUGAUUAUUUCUGUGUGUUUGUGCUUACGCUCUCCUGUGUGGGAGCAUGCACACCUUCGCACUUCUGUGGAGGCAGAAGAGAGCGUUCUAUCCCUUUGAGCCGAAUCUCUGAUUCUAGGGAUCACAGGUGUAUUUACUAGAAUGCUUUGAAAUUGCUGUAUCCUGACGCCCUCUUACCUGUCUUAUGGAGCGGUGGCCUCACCUUUUUCUCACACCAGUUGAAUUUGGAAGCAGUCUUAAGAAUGGUAUCUGCAAGCUUCCCGGCGUUUCUUCUCACCAGACUUGGAGGAAAUGGUAUUGCCUUUUCUGUAUAGGCUGAAUCUUGUGUCCCUGCCUUCCUGUCACUCUGGUAAAUGAUUAGUUUUUUUCUUCCCCUUUCCCACAAUGAAAUAGAAAUCUCCCAGGAGGAGCAUCCAUAUCUGUUUGUCUACUGCAGAUGUGGGAAGAAAAAGAGCAGUCCGGGAUGACUGCAAGAUCUUUGGCCUGAGCCCUAGGAGGAUGGAGCUGCCUUUAAAUCGAGGAGGAAGGCCACUGGAGCAUGUUUGGAGGGGAAGGUCAAGAGUUCAGUUCUGUACAUUGAUCAUGUUAAACAUCUAGCUGCUGAGGAGGCACUGGGAAGUACAGAUUGAGGGAAAAGGUCCAGGAUGGAUGGAAAAUACUGAUGCCAUCGGCAUAAAGGUGGCAUAGCAAACUGAGGUCAGAUGUGAGUGUUAAUGGUUUGAAUCUGAAGUGUUCCCAGCAGGCUUAUGUGUUUGAACGCCUGGUCCCUUGAUGGUUGUACUCUGUUGGGAGGUCAUGGAGCUUUUGGGAUGUAGGGCCUUGGUGGUGUAAGAAGUUCACUAGCGGUGGUCUUUGGGGUUUAUGUCUGCCUCUUGUUCCAGUCAGCCAAGAAGCAAGAUGCCUAUCCUUUCGAGGACCUGCCACCACACCUUCCCUGCUAUGAUGAACUGAAGUCUCUAAAACUGAGUCAAAUAAAGCCUUCUUCCCUCA